AUGCUGCCGCUCACCGCCGCUGCAGUGGAGGCGAACAGCAGCAACGAGGCCACUGUGCUGUCGCACACGCUACACAUGCAACAAGGGUACACGCGCAGCCUCCUCGGAAGUCGCGAGGAAUACGUGAGCGUGGCGGAGAUCAACAACGCGUGCGGCAGCUUGCUGCGGCUGCUGCAACAUCUCAUCGACUGGCAUCGCAUCCCCGUGCAGAACUCGGCGCUGCGGCCGAACGGGGAGCAGAGCACAGUGGAGGCGAUCACAGCGCGUGGUUCACCUUUGAAGGUGUCACGGCGCGUGGCCGACUUCUUCAUUAACGAAAAGUUCUUCGCCUGGAAGACGUUCGGAACCGGGUGCAGCAUCGUCACCAGCUGCGUGCUGGAGAUCGUGUCGUGGAUGACGGACCGGCUCCAGUUGCUUGCGGAUGAUGUGCGUCAACACCUCGCCAGAGAGGAGGAUGAGAAUUCGCCGGUGGAUUCGUCCGUGUCGUCGUGCGCGGCCGCUGUACUGCAGUCGCUGACUCCGCCCACCCCGCCGUACGUUGUUACGCAGGAUCGCGUGGAUGGCUUCUCUGUGCGCCACGGAGACGUGAGCGAUGAGUUGUGGACGAUUGCGAUAAAGAAACUGCUUGCGGUCGUGCAGUGGUGCGUGAUGGCCUCGCGCGAUGUGGAUAGCCUGCAGCGCCUGCUUGGCGAGGAGGGGGAUUCGUAG
Trypanosoma grayi is the source of this 708-nucleotide messenger RNA. RefSeq lists its product as hypothetical. The record is from RefSeq and is a predicted model, not a curated record. Bases 1 to 708 code for a protein of 235 amino acids. Gene Ontology annotation, cellular component: phosphatidylinositol 3-kinase complex, class III, type I; phosphatidylinositol 3-kinase complex, class III, type II; phagophore assembly site. Gene Ontology annotation, biological process: cellular response to nitrogen starvation; autophagosome assembly; late endosome to vacuole transport. The transcript has a single exon. Lineage: Eukaryota; Euglenozoa; Kinetoplastea; Trypanosomatida; Trypanosomatidae.